Messenger RNA from Gallus gallus (chicken), 1216 nucleotides. It is a transcript of the gene RTRAF, whose product is annotated as RNA transcription, translation and transport factor. Gene Ontology annotation, cellular component: tRNA-splicing ligase complex. Gene Ontology annotation, molecular function: RNA binding. NCBI's taxonomy places the organism in Eukaryota, Metazoa, Chordata, Aves, Galliformes, Phasianidae. The coding region runs from base 284 to 1027 and encodes 247 amino acids. The record is from RefSeq and is marked validated. Gene Ontology annotation, biological process: tRNA splicing, via endonucleolytic cleavage and ligation. The transcript is spliced from 8 exons.
CAACAACCAGGAGAAGUUGACUCAACAGAGAAGAAGGAAGAGAAUGCCUCUAUACAGUCACGGGAUGAGGGUGCAUUGUUCUUAGGGACAGACUGGGGUUUGUUGCAGCAUGUGAUGUGUUUGUCCACGCAACAGAGUUGGGCUCUGAUAUCCUCAGUGUCAUUGUUUUACUUAUCCUUCAUUGCUUAGUAACAUUUAUAAUUGUAUUCCUAAUAAGAAGUCUCUUAGCUGUUGCCUUUUAGUGUUGUCCAUCGACUGUGGCCAAUUCCAAGUCACUUGAGAAAUGAAGAAAGCGCCGAGUGUUGAGUUUUGGUCAGAAGUUACACUGGGCUGUGUGAUUUUUUUAGAUAGUGAUGAAACAGAAUUCAGAAAUUUUAUUGUCUGGCUGGAGGACCAGAAAAUCAGACACUACAAGAUUGAAGACCGAGGGAAUUUAAGAAACAUACACAGUGAUGACUGGCCCAAAUCGUUUGAGAAGUAUAUGAAGGAUGUAAACUGUCCUUUCAAAAUGCAGGAACGACAGGAGACUGUGGACUGGCUUCUUGGGUUAGCAGUUAGGCUGGAGUAUGGAGAUAAUGCUGACAAGUAUAAGGACUCUACCCCUGACGGUGCUAAAAAUACUGACAAUACAGCAAAAAAUGCAGAACCACUGAUUAACUUGGAUGUGAAUAAUCCUGAUUUCAAGGCUGGAGUGAUGGCUUUAGCUAAUCUGCUUCAAAUCCAACGACAUGAUGAUUAUUUGGUAAUGCUUAAGGCAAUUCGCAUUUUGGUUCAGGAACGCUUGACGCAGGAUGCCAUAGCGAAGGCCAAUCAGUCCAAAGAGGGUUUGCCUGUUGCCUUAGAAAAACACAUUCUUGGUUUUGACACAGGAGAUGCUGUUAUCAACGAAGCUGCCCAAAUCCUGCGGUUGCUGCACAUAGAGGAGCUCCGAGAGCUGCAAACAAAAAUCAACGAAGCAAUCGUAGCAGUUCAGGCCAUUAUUGCUGAUCCCAAGACUGACCACAGACUGGGAAAAGUAGGGAGAUGAAGGGAUUGGAAUUUCCAUUCUCUUGUGUACUUAGUAUGGUUAGGCACUAUGUACAGCUCUGUACAACUCUGGCAUGCAGUUUGAAGUGGAUGUUAUCUUACUGAUUUGAAAGAAAACAGGAAGUCGAAUUCUGACUGUUCUAGUGAAUUAUCAUCUUUCUUUAAAUAAAUGAAGUCAGGGAAGUAGAAA